Molecule: messenger RNA, 1930 nt
Organism: Vombatus ursinus (common wombat)
Lineage: Eukaryota; Metazoa; Chordata; Mammalia; Diprotodontia; Vombatidae
Gene: TRAF4
Product: TNF receptor associated factor 4
Exons: 7
Coding region: 1-1413 (470 amino acids)
Biological process (GO): signal transduction; regulation of apoptotic process; positive regulation of JNK cascade
Molecular function (GO): protein binding; zinc ion binding
Source: RefSeq, a predicted model, not a curated record
AUGCCCGGCUUCGACUACAAGUUCCUGGAGAAGCCCAAGCGGCGGCUACUGUGCCCGCUGUGCGGGAAGGCCAUGCGGGAGCCGGUGCAGGUCUCGACCUGCGGCCACCGCUUUUGCGACACCUGCCUGCAGGAGUUUCUCAGUGAAGGAGUUUUUAAGUGUCCUGAGGAUCAGCUACCUUUGGACUAUGCUAAGAUCUACCCAGACCCAGAACUGGAAGUUCAGGUGUUGAGCCUGGCCAUCCGCUGCAUCCACAGUGAGGAGGGCUGCCGCUGGACUGGAGCCUUACGCCACCUGCAGGUCCAUCUGAGCUCCUGCGGUUAUAACGUGAUCUCUUGCCCCAACCGCUGCAGUGCCAAGCUGAGCCGUAGGGACUUGCCUACCCACCUUCAGCACGAAUGCCCCAAGCGGAGGCUCAAGUGUGACUUCUGUGGCAUCGACUUCACGGGGGAGGCCUAUGAGAGCCACGAGGGGGUCUGCCCACAGGAGAGCGUGUACUGUGAGAACAAGUGUGGGGCCCGAAUGAUGCGGCGGCUGCUGGGGCAGCACAUGGUAACGGAGUGUCCCAAGCGGACCCAGCCUUGUGCCUACUGCACCAAGGAGUUUGUCUUUGAUACCAUCCAGAACCACCAGCACCAGUGCCCCCGCUACCCCGUACCGUGCCCCAACCAGUGUGGAAUGGGGAGCAUUCCUCGAGAGGACUUGUCCAGCCACCUGAAAGAAAACUGCAGCUCAGCCCCCGUUCUGUGCCCGUUCAAAGAUGCUGGCUGCAAACACCGGUGCCCCAAGAUGGCGAUGGGCCGCCACAUGGAGGAGAGCGUGAAGCCCCACCUGGCCAUGAUGUGUGCCCUGGUGAGUCGGCAGCGGCAGGAGUUGCAGGAGCUGCGGAGGGACGUGGAGGAGCUGUCCGUGGGCUGCGACGGUGUCCUGAUCUGGAAGAUCGGUGGCUAUGGGCGCCGCCUUCAGGAAGCCAAGGCUCGCUCCAACCACGAAUGCUUCAGCCCGGCCUUCUACACCCACAAGUACGGCUACAAGCUCCAGGUGUCGGCCUUCCUCAACGGCAACGGCAGCGGGGAGGGGACCCAUCUGUCGCUGUACAUCCGAGUGCUGCCCGGCGCCUUUGACAACCUGUUGGAGUGGCCCUUCGCCCGACGGGUCACCUUCUCCCUGCUGGACCAGAGCGACCCGACGGUCACCAAACCCCAGCACGUCACGGAGACCUUCCAUCCGGACCCCCACUGGAAGAACUUCCAGAAGCCGGGCACGUGGAGGGGCUCCGUGGACGAGAGCGCCCUGGGUUUUGGCUAUCCCAAGUUCAUCUCCCACCAGGACAUCCGCAAGCGCAACUAUGUGCGUGAUGAUGCUGUGUUCAUCCGCGCUUCUGUCGAGCUGCCCAAGAAGAUCCUGAGCUGAGGACUGGGCUGGGGCCUGGGGAGGGGGGCAGGUCCCCCCUCUCACCCCUCCCCCUUCACCACACUAGGCCAGGUUGCCCUUCUGCGCCGCCCACUGGGCUCCCACUGUGUCCCCCUGCCAUGUACCCCCUCCCUCAGGUGCCUCUUUUUGGUGCUUUUUCCCCCAGUUCCCCUCACCCCUCUGGGGGAUGGGGAGGGGGAAACAGUCACUGGGGUCUUUAAGGGCUUGAAAUAAAUGAUCCUAGCCGUCUCCUUUCCUGGGGGGUCCUCGGCUGCCUUGGCCCCACUGCCCAUUGUACUGUACUGGGGAGCAAGGCAAGCUGCUUGGCCCCCAUCCCAAGAGCCAUAGGGAAGCGAGGUGGGGCUGGAGUUAGCCCGGCUAGCGGUCAUUUUGUUUUUAACUCCACCCCUCCCCCAUCCCCUGAAGCUGUGCCCUCUCCGGUUAUUUAUUGCUCGGGUGCCCAGUGGGGCACAGCGGGGGAGUCCUGGUUUGUAAUAAAUUCUGGAUUGUGUAUUUA